Messenger RNA from Conger conger (European conger), 2436 nucleotides. It is a transcript of the gene pigb, whose product is annotated as phosphatidylinositol glycan anchor biosynthesis, class B. The transcript has 12 exons. Gene Ontology annotation, biological process: GPI anchor biosynthetic process. The record is from RefSeq and is a predicted model, not a curated record. NCBI's taxonomy places the organism in Eukaryota, Metazoa, Chordata, Actinopteri, Anguilliformes, Congridae. The coding region runs from base 153 to 1736 and encodes 527 amino acids. Gene Ontology annotation, cellular component: endoplasmic reticulum membrane. Gene Ontology annotation, molecular function: alpha-1,2-mannosyltransferase activity.
UAUCUGAAAUUGAAAGCCUUGUUGCACGUUAGCUCGGGUUGGCUAAAAUGGAAGUAAAAAUGUACAAACUUGUUUAAGGUAUAUAGCUGCCUAGAAUAGUUAGUUUAUACCGUACUGGCGUUACAUUUGUAACUUUAUUUUGUGUCGUCGUGAUGGAAAGGAUCAGAACACGACUACACCUGGGCGGAAAAAACAAUUCUUCUGAGCCAGCUAAACUGAGGAAAAGAAAAUCUAAAUUAUACAGUCCAGAUGACACGACAAGCCGAUUUGAAAAUGGUUUCCUUGGAGUCAAUGUCACUUUGUUCACAGUGGCAUUUCGUCUCAUUAAUUGUUUCCUGGUGCAGACCAACUUUGUCCCAGAUGAAUAUUGGCAGUCCCUUGAAGUGUCCCACCUCAUGGUUUUCAAAUAUGGCUAUCUUACCUGGGAAUGGACAGAGGGCAUUAGAGGCUAUGCUUAUCCACUCUUCUUCGCAACCAUAUAUAAAAUACUGCACUUUCUAAGUUGCGACACGGUUCAGCUUUUGGUGUGGUUGCCACGUGUGAUGCAAGCCCUUCUCGCUGCAUUGGCUGAUCUCAAACUUUAUUCUCUUAUCCAAAGAUUAGAGCAUCCCGACAUCGCCAGAUGGAUGUACUUCUGUCAGCUUUGCUCCUGGUUCACUUGGUAUUGCUGCACAAGGACACUGACUAACACAAUGGAGACUGUUCUCACCACGCUGGCUCUUCAUUACUACCCCCUGCCAGGCUCCAAGAUGUAUAGCAGCUCAAAGUACUUGACUCUGGUUGCCUUGGCGAUCCUUGUUCGACCAACAGCUCUUAUUGUGUGGCUCCCUUUGUUGGCAUGGCAUUUCUGGCAGGAACGUGACAAGCUGAAGCUUCUGUUACACCAUGUCCUUCCCAUAGGGGCUCUAACUUUAGGGACCUCUACAGUAGUAGACUGCAUACUGUAUGGCAAGUGGACCCUGGUGAAGUUAAAUUUCCUCAAGUUUAAUGUCCUAUACAACGUGGCAGAGUUUUAUGGGUCUCACCCCUGGCACUGGUACUUCACCCAGGGAUUCCCAGUUGUUCUGGGCCCUCACCUCCCCCUCUUCCUUUAUGGAUGCACUCUUACUCCAAAAAGAUACAGGAUACUGUUGAUAACGGUUAUCUGGACAGUCAUGGUUUACAGCUUGCUUGGACACAAGGAGUUCAGAUUCAUUUACCCGGUGGUGCCGCUGUGUAUGGUGUUUUGUGGCUUUUCUCUGGCAAGCCUAAAAGCCUGGAAGAGGCCUGCCGCGUGUGCCUUGUUGGUGUUGAACCUGAUCCCAGGCCUCUACACCGGACUUAUCCACCAGCGUGGCACUCUGGAUGUCAUGAGCCAUCUACAGCAGCUGUGUGACAUCACUGAUCCACAGCCAGAGAUCCUCUUCCUCAUGCCCUGUCACUCCACACCUUUCUACAGCCACAUGCACUGUCCCAUCAGAAUGCGGUUCCUAGAGUGUCCUCCAGAUCUGACUGGAAGCAAAAGUUAUGUGGACGAGGCUGACUUGUUCUUUGCUGAUCCCAACGGUUGGUUGAGAAGUGCAUAUCCCAACCCAGAAUCACUACCCUCCCAUAUGGUGUUUUUUGACACACUUGAACAGGAGAUAUUUAUGUUCUUGGAAUCAAACCGAUACACAAGAAACACGGAAGUGUUCCACACUCACAUUCCUGAGGGGCGAGUUGGAAGAAGAAUCUUUGUCUACGAAAGAACACUGUGAACAAAGCAACAGGUCAUUACUGGUCAAAUCUGAAGGCCUCUCCUGGCAAAAAUAGGAUGUGUACUGUAUAAUAAUGUCUUUACAUACAUUUUUUUACCUUGUAGAUGUCAAGUGUCAUCAAAAAUAGUAGGUUAUGUAAAUAAGUUUACCAUAUUUUGUAUUUCAUGGCUUACUGCCUGGGUGCAAAAUAUUCCAAAAGUCGUACCUUCCCAAGAUGUUGGACCAUUAUCAAAGAUGGAGAAAGGGGAAGGCAUCAUUGUCACACUGCAAAAUUAUUACACACCAGGGAUAUGCUGCACAGCACAACAGAGAAACUCGUCUUUUUAUUAGAGAACUACUCUGAGUUGCACUCUUCCAGCAGCCUAACUGCAAAACAAUAUAUCUCUGCUUCAGGAAGACAAACUACAAUCGGAAUGUUACAGGAAAAGUAACGAUAGCAUGACCAAACAUUAUCACUUGGGAAGUACACUAUUACACCCUUAGCUCAUUGCAAUUCCAUAAACAGAGCUGCUUAAUGUUCAACUGUAGUAGCAUCACACCAUUAGAACACACAAAGCAUCUGAUAAAAUUAACCUAUGGAACAAGUACUAUAUAUGAGUUAUACAUUUAAUUAUUCAUCAGUUAAAUGAAAAUGAAUGUCAACUCAUUGCAUCUCCCAUACUGAACUGAAAUAAACAAACCUUUUGGUCCUCUGUACAUA